AUGAACAGGACUCAAGCAUGUUGUGAGUGGACUGAACAGUUUAUUGAUCAGGAAAAGUUUUGUGACAUUUGCUAGAAAAGUUUGAAGGUAAUGAUAAUAAACGUAAAGUUUUAUUCGCCAGUGCUGUUCAGGAAACCAAACCCUCUCCAAGUGUGACCGAUUAGCAGAGAGAACUUCUGAUCCAGGAUUUGACAAGUUGUUGCUCACACAAUGCUGGACCAUUAACGUAUGUAUUUGUCUUCAGCAGUCACAUCAUUUGCUGGUGUUCUCUGAUGUGACAACCUUCUCUCCUCUCUGUACAUCACAGAAGUCGACAUGAGCUGAAGAGCUCGAAAAGUCCUGCUGAUCUUCACUGUGGCUUCCUAGAACCUAGCUCCGAGUCUACAGCAGAGAAGGGUUCUGACCUGGGGAGCAACAGCUCUUAA
This is a messenger RNA of Xyrichtys novacula (pearly razorfish), 425 nucleotides long. NCBI's taxonomy places the organism in Eukaryota, Metazoa, Chordata, Actinopteri, Labriformes, Labridae. The record is from the annotation of a GenBank genome assembly.